CGUGCUCACACGCCGCCGCGGAGAUAAAAAAUAUAAUGGGUCCGAAGCGCACUCACGUGAUAACGCCGGUUGCUGUUGUAACAAUCGUUUGAAUCCUUGGAUUCGCUUUUUCCGUACUUUCGUGUUUACCCAUCAACGGCCUUCCGAAGCCGAUUGUUGUGCGGUUUUGUUCUUCAGUGGACUUUGAAAACAACAGUCAUCUCUUGUACCGUUUUGCUCGAAAAACCCAUCCGUCAAAAAGAACCAUGAGUACCUUUGAAAUUACCCAGUCGUUGAACUGGUACAAAUCAAAUGUCAUGACUAUGGACCGAUGUGGAAACUUACUAGCAUAUGGUUCAAGAUCUAUUAUUGUCUUGGUUAAAGGCUUAGAAGGUAAUAGUGUCUAUGAUUUGCAAUACAAUCGUCUUAGAUUGAAUACAAAAUUAGCUUGUGGCCGUAUUGGUGCUGUAUCAUUUUCUCAUCCAACGGAUACCCAAGAAGAUGCAUAUUAUAUAGCAUCUAUUGACGAAGUUAAUAUUUACAUUUGGAAUAUAAAGACCAUGGUCUGUGAACACAUACAUUCUUUUGGAAAUAAAAAGAAUAAGAACAUUGUUUUGUUAGAUGUUGCUUGGUUGUACGGAAGUUCAACUGUAGUAGCAAUGUCUGAUGCAGGAACUUUACAUAAAUGGGAUAUUGAAGCAUUAACAAUGCGUAAUUUUACGUUAGAUGUUAAAGUGUCACCUUUGACAUUAGCUGCUUGUCCCCAUAAAACUAAUUUAAUUGCUAUAGGAUGUAAAAAUGGCCAUACUCUAGUAUAUGACUUAACUGGUGAUGGCCGUCUUUUACAUAAAUUGCAUUACCACGAAAGAAAUAUUGUUUCACUUGCUUGGUGUCCAGUUCCUUAUAAUCCAAUGAGUUCUGACCAAUCUACUCAGCCAUUAUUACUAGCAUCAACAGCCUGUGAUAGAACUGGUAUAUAUAUAUGUCGUGCUGGUUUAGAUAUGUUUCGGGAAGCUACAAUAUCAUUGCCUAUGCGACCAAUGAGAAAAACUAUUUUCAAAAAUAAAACAAAUUUAAUUUGGGGUUGUCUUAAAUGGAUAAAUCCUACUACAAUUAUUGUUACAUCAGCUUAUGGUGAAAUUAUUAAGAUUGAAUUACAACAAAAAAAGGAUACUGACCCAAUUAUUACUUUGAUUAGUGAUAAUCACAAGGAUGUAAUUUUUUCUUUGGCAUGUUCUUAUAAUUCAACUAAACCUUACUUAUGGUCAUCUUGUAUGGGAAGAAAACUAAUUCGAACACCAUUGUUUGAUACCACAGAAACAAGUGAAUUACCAUUAGAAGUACCAACACUCGGUGGUUUUGUAUACUGUUUUGCUCUUUCACCAGUUAAUUCAGCUGACUUUGCAUUUGGACUUGGUGAUGGAAGAAUUUAUUAUUGGAAUGUAUCUAAUAAAAGACAGUUAGAACUUAUUCCAUUAAGUUAUACAAUUGACUCAAAAGUUUUAUCUUUGGCAUUUCAUCCUCAAGAUGAAGGUUUAUUAGCAUUUGGUACUGGUGAUGGACGAGUUGGAAUUUUUAAUUUAACUAGAAAAAGAAACAAUGUAAAUUUAUUAAAAACAGUUCUUUCUCAUCCAGUUUAUCGUUUAUGUUGGGCACCCAUGCCAAAAGCUAAAAUACUCAAUGAUACUAAGCUUGCACUCUAUGCAGUUGGUAAUGGACAGAUUUUAAUUUAUAGUGAAAUGAAUCUUUGGAAAGAUCCAACUUAUGUUAAAGAGUAUGUACAGUUUAAUGAAAUUGAAGAUAAGCUUACAACACCUGUUAGGCGUAUUGAAAUGGCCUGGAAACCUGAUUAUGAUGUUGUUGCAUUAGGCAAUUCAAAUGGGAGCAUUUAUUUGUUAGAUGGAGACACAUUAGAACUUAAACAUACAGUAUAUGGUCAUGAACAAUCUGUUGAAUGUAUUGUUUGGCAUCCAGCCCAUGUAACUUGUGACUAUAGUGAGGAGUCUAAGUAUAAGAAUUAUUUUGCAUCAAGUUCUCACUGCAUAAGAGUUCAUCGACUAGAUGAAGGUGGUAAACCAAUAUUAGUGGUAGAAUUUAAAGGCCAUAAAGAAAAAAUAAAUGAACUAGCAUGGAAUCCUCAUCGAAAUUUAAUGCUUUUAAGUUGUUCUAAUGAUUUUACUGCUAAAGUUUGGGAUGUACAAAAAUGUACACUUAUUGGAGUUUAUUCAAAACAUUUAUGUACUGUUUUAUGUGGCAUGUUCUCGCCAUUAGAUUCUGAUAUAGUAUUUACGGGCUCUGCUGAUCACUCUGUUCAUGCAUGGCGAUUGUCAAAAGACUUACAUAAUGCAAUAACAGAUUUCAAAAAAAAUCAAGAAAAUCCUAAUAUCAUCAAGGAAAAAGUUGUUAUUAAAGAUGUAGACUGUUCUAGAAGUGUCAGAUCGAGACAACGCAGCAUGCAGAUAAAGGGCGAUCCCAGAGAGGAUAUGAAAAGACAAGCUUUAGUGGAUUUUACGUCAUCUCUUAACCUAACGAUAUGCAAUAAUGGUGACAGAUUAACGUUCGUGCGGAUAUACAGAGAUGAUAAUGCGUUGAAAAAAAAAUCUUCAAAUCAAAUUACUCCUUGUGUAAAUAAUAUAAAUAUGUGGGGCCAAAAUUUAGAAGGUUAUUUUUCUGAUGCAAUUAAAUCAAAAACAAUUAAUGAUUGGAUGAUAGCUGUAGCUCCAAGUAUUAGUCAUGAAUUAUGGUCAAAAAUGUGUGAUGUUUACGCAAUCCAACUAGAGGAUGUUGGAGAUGUUACAAAAGCAUCAACAUAUUUAGUAGCCAUAAAAAAGAUUAAAGAAGCAGCAAUGAUGCUACUUAAAAACAAUCUUUUCCGUGAAGCUUUAUCAGUUGUUAAAAGCCAAGAAAAACAAGAUGAUGAACUUGUAUUAGAAAUAACUAAAAAGUGGGCUGAAUAUAAUGUUCAUCAUGGACAUCCUAAAGAAGCUGCUCAUUGUUAUUUAAGUAUUGGUGAUGUACGAAAUGCUAUUUCUUGUCUAAUAAAAAUUAAACAAGUUAAUGAGUUAUUAUUAGCAGCCAAAUUGGCUAAAUACAUUGAUGAAGAAAUGGAAAAGUCAUUGGUUAUUAAUUUAUUGAAAACAGAAUAUUUUAGACAACAUAAAUGGCAUGAAGCUAGAGAACUUAUGAAAGAUCAUCCUAAACUUGACUACUUAAAUAUGUGGAUUAGUGUUCAUGAAAUAAUGUUUGAAUUAGAAACCAAAGUCACUCAUAUUAUAUUUAAAAAUUGGAUUUGCUCUUCAGUUAAUGAGGAAAAUUUUUCUAUAUUCAAUCAUAUUCUUGAGCAUGUAGAAUACAAACCUAAUUAUUACAAUCAACUAGUUACAACAGUGGAAUCAGAAUUCAUAUCGGAUACUGCACUUUUGAUGCCAAAGAUGACUGUUUUCAUAGCAGGACAAUUUUGCUUGAUAGCUUUAGAAUACAAAAAAACUGGAUUAUUCACGGUAGAAGCUCAAAAAUAUUUAAUUAAGUGUUUUGAGGUUGCAUACAACUAUGAAUCAACUUACACAGAUUCAAAAUCACAAUUCAAUAAACUACUUUCAAGAUUGAUUAUAUGGAUUUUCCCUAAAGGACCAUUGAUAGUGAAUUUAUUUGCAAAUUUCGAAUUAAAUGAAAACUAUAUGAAAACUAUUCGAUCUUAUAUAUGUUAUACUUGUUUGUCUUGGUUAAAACCUCUUUAUAAUAGUAUCAAUAAAAAAAUUAACUUAUCAAUCGAAGAAAAUGAUAUUAUUAUAAAUAAACUAGAAAACAAAACUUACGAUGAAAUUAUUAUUUUAACUCAUCAAUUUCGAGAAAUAUUUAAAAACUACAUACAUGAUUUAAUGGACCCUGAAACUUUAGACUAUUUUAAAGCCAAAAAUGAAAUUGAACGCAUCAACCAAUUAUUGACCACUACUGAUUCUUCUUCAAUUAGUAUUGGAGAUUCAAUUAACGAAGAGUCAAAUAGUUAUGUUGAGUCUAUUAGUAGCAUCAAUGAAAAUAUUGAAGAAAUUGCAAAUGCUAAUAUUUUAGGUAGUAAAAUAGAUUUGACUGUAAAAUCAGAUGUAAUUAAUGUUAAUUGCUUAACUGAAAAUUUAAAAGUAUGCAAUAUAGUUAAUGAUUCUAAUACCAAUGAAAAAGAAAAACUAGAUUCUGAUAAAUUUCUUCAAAACAAGGAAGUACUUAAUUGUCAAAAUAACAAUUUUAAUAAAAGUUGUGAUAUAACUUUUGAUAUUAUUAAUUCAACAAAAGUGGUAUCAAGCAUUGAAAAAAAUUCAUCAGAACUAAAUGGAUGUUCAAAUUUAAAUAAUUCAAAUGAAAAAGAAAGUGAAUGCAAAAGGAUAGUUUAUGAGUUUUAUCAAAAUCUUAAAUUAGAGAUAGAUAAAUUUAAUCACAUUUUAAAUGAUCAGCCAUCUGUUAAACAUAUUUCUCAUUUAAACAUUGAAGCAUCAAUAAAAAAAGAACUAGAAAAUACUGUAAUGGAAUUUGAAAAUAAACGAAUUAAUUCUCCUAAUCCAUUUCCUAUUUUAGUUGAAUUGAAAACAUUUAUCAAUCAACUUAAAUUUAAGUUAUCAAAUUAA
Molecule: messenger RNA, 4595 nt
Organism: Sipha flava (yellow sugarcane aphid)
Lineage: Eukaryota; Metazoa; Arthropoda; Insecta; Hemiptera; Aphididae
Product: gem-associated protein 5-like
Exons: 21
Coding region: 246-4595 (1449 amino acids)
Molecular function (GO): protein binding
Source: RefSeq, a predicted model, not a curated record